Messenger RNA from Solenopsis invicta (red fire ant), 1931 nucleotides. RefSeq names its product FAD synthase. Lineage: Eukaryota; Metazoa; Arthropoda; Insecta; Hymenoptera; Formicidae. Bases 429 to 1802 code for a protein of 457 amino acids. The record is from RefSeq and is a predicted model, not a curated record. The transcript has 9 exons.
CUUAAAAGAUUUUGUUUCUGAACACACCCCAGCUAAAGCCUGUUGAGCCUUUGUCGCGGCCUUCAGCAGCUUUUACAUUAAUGUAAAAUACAAGAAUAUAAGAAAAAUAGGUAGCAUGUGAAUAAUUAAUAACAUAUACUUGGUAUCUUUAUUUCGUGUGAUAAGCAGGAAUUAAUAACAUAUACUAAAUGUUGCUUUGCAUUGAAACCCAAGCCCAAUAACCAUGGUCGCUGUUUAAAUCUUUAUAUUUGGACAAAAAGAAAUAAAAUAAUCAUUUUUUUAAUUUAAAAUUUUUUGAUUAGAUUAAAAUCUAAAUACUGGUAAAAAAUUAAUAAUUGUAUAAUGUUUUAUAUAAUACAAGAAAAAGAUUAUAUUAGGUGUGCGUAGUUAUAUUUUACAUAUAAAUAAAAACUUUUAAUUUUAUAAUAAUGAGUUUCCAUCAGUGUUUUAUUCAUACCCAUAUUAUAAGAAAUCAUAUGUGUGUUUUAUCAAGAUGCUACAUAAAAAGUGUAAAACAUCCUACAGCAGGAAUUAUUGUUAUUGGAGAUGAAAUAUUGAAAGCUCAAGUAAAAGAUACCAAUUCUUACUACAUGUGUAAUUUAUUAUAUAAAUGUGGUAUUAAAGUAAAAAAGAUUUCUGUCAUAAGUGAUAAUGUUGAAGAAAUUUCAAAAGAAAUUAAAGAUGCUUCCAGCAAAUAUACUUACGUUAUAACAUCUGGUGGAAUUGGACCAACACAUGAUGAUGUUACAUAUACAGGUCUUGCUAAAGCUUUUAAUGAUCAGCUGCACUAUCAUCCUAAAUUGGUAGAUAUAAUAAAACAUUAUUCUGGAAUUGAUGAUGCAUCAUCUCCUGUUUAUAAAAUGGCACAGAUUCCUCAGAAAGCAUCUCUAAAGUUUGGUUUAAAUACAGGCACAAGCAAACCAAAUAUUUAUCCGUACAUUGUAUUAGGAAACGUAUAUGUGUUUCCCGGUUCACCUGUAUUUCUUGAGAAAGCUUUUCAAAAUUUAUAUGAGGAAUUACUUUCUGCAAACAAAAGAUUUAUAAAGGAAGAGGUAUUUAUUGAUGCUAGAGAAGAUUUAUUUGCAAAUGCUUUAUCAACUGUAGUAAAAGAAUUUCCUAAUGUUUCUUUUGGUUCUUAUCCGGUGAGCGAUUGCAGGUAUUUUAAAUCAUUUGUAACUAUAGAAAGUGAUAAUAAGAAUGAUACUGAAAGAGCGAAACAAAGAUUUUACGAACUAAAUCCUGCAAAUAUCUUCGUAAAUUUUGAUCGGACACCACACAUGGAUUGUAUUAUUAAGUAUAAUAAUUUUUUACAAAAUUUCUCACAUCGAACAAUUUAUGAGCAAUCUCUUGAAAAACUUAGACAAUUUUACCAGAAUCCUGAACGUGUUUUAAUACAUAUCGAUGGUAGUAUAGAAUCCAGCAUUGUUAUUCAUCUCGCUUACAUAUGUAAAACACAAUUGCAUUUUGAUAAUAAAUUGCAAGUGAUUAACUUCAAGAAGAAAGAGGUGCUGGUAGACAUAGAAGAAUUCAUCAAGGAAAUGGUUGACAAGUAUAAUUUAAUAGUUCAUACCGUGGAAACUAUAGCUGAUAAUAAAACAAAUACAACCAUCCAACCACAUUUACGGCCUAUAUUAUUACUAGGAAAGAUCGAGAAAAGUAGCGAAAAUAAAAUUAACUCUAAUUAUAAUAGCAUAGGUAAUAUGAAUCAAUUACAAAUCGAUAAUCCCUUGCGCAACUGGACAAAAUGUGAUGUAUGGACUUUUGCUUCAUCGCUGUAUAUACCGUAUAAAUUGGUUGCUUGAAGAAAAGUAAUAAAAAUAUGUUACAUCUUCAAUACUGUAAUUAUAACCGGCAUAUAAUCUGCUUUUAUAUACACUUUUUUAUACCUUAUAUUAUAUAGUAUGAAUAUUAGACGUAAUAAAAAAAAUAAC